AUGGUACUAAAGACGUUACUUGACGAUAGUAGUGAUGAUGUAAAUAAGGAUUCUAACUAUAAUGCAGAUUCAGAUAGUUCUGAUGAAGAAAACAAUACUCUUCUACAAUCAUCUGCACCGCAAUCUAAUAAUACUACACAGAACAGCUUAGAAACGUCUUUAAAUGUUACUGAAAUCGAUAAAGAACCUAAAUAUAUUGUAAUUUCUGAUGAAGCAACGACUGAAAUAAUACUAGAUCAAAAUGUCAAUUUACCUAAUGAAUCUACAUCUGACAUGUUACUGCAUGAAAAUAUUUUACCUAUGAAUAUAAGUGGACUUUCUGACUUAAAUGUUGAUAUAGAAAACGAUUUACAAGUUACAAUAUUACCAUUUCCAGAAUUGAAUGAUAUAGACGUAUUCUUAAAUACUGAUUUAUGUUGUCAAAAUGUUGAAGAAAAUGUCGUUGAUAAUGGUACUGAAGACGUUACCCUUAGUGGUAACAAAGGUAGUAAUGUAGAUAAAAAUAACUGUGACGACGUAGAAUCGGAUGAUAAUAACAACAUAGAAUCAAAUAUCCAUAAAAAAUCAGAGGAAUUGCACAAAUCACAUUCCUGUGUAUAUAAUUCUAUUUAUGGUGACGAUAGUAGUGAUGAUGUAGAUAAGGAUCCUAACUAUAAUGCAGAUUCAGAUAGUUCUGAUGAAGAAAACAAUACUCUUAUACAACCAUCUGCACCUCAAUCUAAUAAUACUACACAGAAUAGCUUAGAAACUUCUUUAAAUGUUACUGGAAGUAAAAUGUGUGAUGAUACUAAUUUACAUGUUAACACUUCAAAAUCUAAAGGUAGCGGAAAACAAAUCUUUUGUUAUUAUUGCAAAAAAAUGCAAUCAAAGAUAAGUAGACACCUCGAAAAAGUUCAUAAAAAUGAAGACGAAGUGAAGAAGUUUACUACAUUACCUAAAGUUUCUUCUAAAUCGUUUGAGAUGUUGGGGGAUGAUGGGUGGCAACCCAUAGCUGUCGAAAUAGUGUCCGAUACCGUCCCUUCCGACGUACAUAGCGACCCAGUGUGUCCCGGGUUUUGUAUGAUCAUCGGUAUUAGCAAUAAUAGCCGCGGGUUUACUCCACACAGCUGGUAUCUCGUCAGAGGCGUAAACGCCUAUGGUAUCGCACGGUAUAUUUUGUAG
Molecule: messenger RNA, 1161 nt
Organism: Solenopsis invicta (red fire ant)
Lineage: Eukaryota; Metazoa; Arthropoda; Insecta; Hymenoptera; Formicidae
Exons: 5
Coding region: 1-1161 (386 amino acids)
Source: RefSeq, a predicted model, not a curated record